AUGAUAAAAACAGAAGUGGAGAGGCUCUGGCUUUUAGCUCUGCUUUCCAAAUGCGAAUCCCUCACUCUCCAAAACACCAUAAUCAUGGCAUCCAUCUUCCUCCUCUCCGGCCUCAUCCUCCACCUCACCUUCUGGGCCCACCCCGGCGGCCCUGCUUGGGGCAAGCACAAAUGGACCCUUAACCACAAAACAUCACCACCAAUCCCGGGCCCACGUGGACUCCCGCUCAUAGGCAGCAUGGGCCUCAUGUCCGGUCUGGCCCACCGCCACAUAGCAGCGGCGGCCCUUGCACACAAGGCCCGUCGUCUCAUGUCCUUCAGCCUCGGCCAAACACGCGUCAUCGUCACGUGCGACCCGGAGGUGGCCAAGGAUAUCCUCAACAGCCCGGCCUUCUGCGACCGCCCGGCUAAGGAGUCGGCCUACCGCCUCAUGUUCAACCGCUCCAUCGGAUUCGCACCGUAUGGUGCCUACUGGGCGGCUCUGCGCCGGAUCUCGGCCGCCCACCUGUUCUGCCCGCGCCAGAUCCGGGCCUCCGAGCAGAAGCGCGCGGAGAUAGCGAGCGAGCUGGUCGGGGUGCUGGCCGGGUCGGCAGCGGGGAUCCGUGUCCGGGACGUGCUGAAACUUGCAUCGCUGAACAACAUGAUGUGGUCGGUUUUCGGGAGGAGUUACGGACUCGGGUCGGUCGACCCGGAAACAGAGGAGCUUAGGGAUUUAGUGGACGAAGGGUACGAUUUGCUGGGGAAAUUGAACUGGUCGGAUCAUAUUCAUAUUCCCUUCGUGGCAGAUUUGGAUCUGCAGAGGAUCCGGUUGAGGUGCGGGCGGAUAGUGCCCCGGGUGAAGCGGUUUGUGGGUCGGAUAAUUGCAGAGCACAAGGUGGAGAAAUGCAGCAGCAGCAGCGGCGAUUUCGUGGAUGUUCUGCUGUCGCUUAAAGGGGCUGAUAGAUUGUCGGAUUCGGACAUGAUCUCCGUGCUUUGGGAAAUGAUAUUCAGGGGCACAGACACGGUGGCAGUUGUAAUAGAGUGGAUAUUGGCAAGAUUAGUGUUGCACCCUGAUGUUCAGCUGAAGGUCCACGGUGAGCUAGACCAGGUGGUGGGGCGAUCAGGUGCGGUGACGGAAUCGCAUCUCACGGAGCUUGUCUACUUGACGGCAGUAGUGAAAGAAGUGCUGAGGAUGCAUCCCCCGGGCCCACUUCUCUCGUGGUCUCGCCUCUCAAUAACGGAUUCUAUAGUCGACGGGCAUCACGUGCCCUCUGCCACCACCGCCGUCGUCAAUAUGUGGGCCAUCAUGAGAGAUCCUAACGUUUGGACCGACCCACUCACAUUCAAUCCCGACAGGUUCCUGGCCCAAACUACUCCAAUUGCCGAUCAGUUCUCGCUCUUAGGCUCCGAUUUGAGGAUUGCGCCUUUCGGGUCGGGCCGCAGGUCGUGUCCUGCCAAAACACUGGCCAUCACUACAGUUACCUUUUGGGUGGCCACGCUCUUACACGAAUUUCAAUUUAUGGGCGACGUCGACUUGUCCGAGGUACUGAAGUUGUCCUGUGAAAUGGCUAACCCGCUCGUGGUCAGGGUCCGACCGAGGCGUGCUGGUGUAUAG
Striga hermonthica is the source of this 1593-nucleotide messenger RNA. The record is from the annotation of a GenBank genome assembly. NCBI's taxonomy places the organism in Eukaryota, Viridiplantae, Streptophyta, Magnoliopsida, Lamiales, Orobanchaceae.